CGGGUCUGGCGUUUGGGACAUGCAUGCCGGGGGCUUCAGGAGGGCUCCGCGGGGCUGGCAGGUUUGCCCUGGACUUGGGGGCGGCUGUGUUCGUGCAGGGAGGCGCGAGAGGACAUGGGCUCGGAGAGCAGGGGGUGGUGGACUGCCCCCUCAGGCUCUGGUCGGCUUCUCCCCUUUGGUGGACGCCCGGGGCCCUAGGUCAGGCGGGGGGAGUCCGAGCAGCCGGUGACUGUGUGGUUGGGGGGAGGGGCACAUGGCGCCCGCUGUCUCCACCAUCUCCACAGCGCAGUUCCUCGGCCUCCUGCGACUCUCUCUGUCAGCGUCUUCAGUGUUCCUGGGGGCGCUCCUCCCUGAGUUGUCCCUGCUACUCCCUGAGGUGCGGCUGCAUCUCCUCAGGGGCCGCCUUCUGCCGCUUGGCCUUCCGCCUGCGCAGGCCUCUCAGGCGCGCCUUGUGGAGCGCGAGCCGCGGCUGCGGUCGGUGGUCACCAUCUUGCUACUUGUUGUUGCGUUUCCCGGAGGAGAGGCUUCCGCCGGCGGCUGCGGCUCAGUGCGCACGCUGCCCUGGUCGUCGCCGAGGGCUUUGCUGCCAUACCACACAGUGGCUGCAUUCCGAGAGCGCGCGUUCCUAGAAGGAUUGCGUUUUGAGUUCCAUCGCUGAAUUGGAAUGUCCUAGAUCUUCAGAGCCACAGGACAGAAAGACCCUGAGUGCAAAAAGACACCCCCUGAGCACAAAUGCACUGAACUGUUACCUUGGUAUUUAUUUGACACCAACUAGCAUUAACUUAGGUAUAACCUAUCAGGGAAAAAAAUGAGUAAAAGCAAGAAUAAAUGAAGUGGAGAUCAGUUUCCAGCAGGCACUUUCAUCUAAUAAAACAGAUACCUUCUAAAUUUGAA
Molecule: messenger RNA, 894 nt
Organism: Herpailurus yagouaroundi (jaguarundi)
Lineage: Eukaryota; Metazoa; Chordata; Mammalia; Carnivora; Felidae
Exons: 3
Coding region: 24-629 (201 amino acids)
Source: RefSeq, a predicted model, not a curated record